This is a messenger RNA of Lipotes vexillifer (Yangtze River dolphin), 1428 nucleotides long. It is a transcript of the gene GOLM1, whose product is annotated as golgi membrane protein 1. The transcript is spliced from 10 exons. The coding region runs from base 197 to 1414 and encodes 405 amino acids. Lineage: Eukaryota; Metazoa; Chordata; Mammalia; Artiodactyla; Lipotidae. Gene Ontology annotation, cellular component: Golgi apparatus. The record is from RefSeq and is a predicted model, not a curated record.
CGCUGCCCGGGGGCGGGGACUCGCAGCUGCGGAGGCCGGAGACGCGGCGGCGUUGGAGGCUGCGCGGGGCGCGGAGCGGGCGGGAGCGUGAGGCCGGCGGCGGUGGGAGAGCGGCCCGGGCGGCCUGGGAGCCGGGCCUCGCAGCACCGAGCGGCCACCGGAGCCGCUGCAGGAGAUUCUCAGCCUGGUCUGUGAGAUGAUGGGAUUGGGAAACGGGCGUCGGAGCAUGAAGUCACCGCCCCUCGUGCUGGCUGCCCUGGUGGCCUGUAUCAUUGUCCUGGGCUUCAACUACUGGAUUGCGAGCUCCCGGAGCGUGGAUCUCCAGACGCGCAUCGUGGAGCUGGAAGGCAGGGUCCGCAGGGCGGCAGCGGAGCGAGGGGCCGUGGAGAUGAAAAAGAACGAGUUCCAGGGGGAGCUGGAAAAGCAGCGGGAACAGCUGGACAAAAUUCAGUCCAGCCACAACUUUCAAAUGGAGAGCGUCAACAAGUUAUACCAGGAUGAAAAGGCAGUUUUAGUGAAUAACAUCACCACCAGCGAGAGGCUCAUCAGAACCUUGCAAGACCAGUUAAAGGCCCUGCAGAAGAAUUACGGCAGGCUGCAGCAGGAUGUCCUUCAGUUUCAGAAGAACCAGACCAACCUGGAGAGGAAGUUCUCCUACGACCUGACUCAGUGCAUCAAUCAGAUGAAAGAGGUGAAGGAGCAGUGUGAAGAGCGAAUAGAAGAAGUCACCAAAAAGGGAAAUGAGGCUGUAGCUUCCAGAGACCUGAGUGAACAAAAGGGCCAAAGCCAGCAGCUCCAAGCCCCCAGUGAGCCCCAGCCCAGGCCGCAGGAAGCAGGCCUGUCCCAGGCAGAGGUGCCACAAGCAAGAGGGAACAUGCUCAGCAACAGCGAGCCCCAGACACCAGUCCCCAGUUCUGAGGUGGCUUUGGAUUUGAAGAAACAAGGCGAGAAAGAGGGAACCAAGGAGAUUCAGGUCGUCAGCAAAGAGGAGCUUCAGAGUAACGGCCUGGGGCUGUCGAAGGAGCCGGGGCGAGAGCAGAAUGUGGAAGAAGACAGACGUGUGGGUGGAAAAGGCCGUGGAGAACCCGGAGAACUGGGCCAAACCCCACAGGUGCCAGCUGCCCUAUUGGCAAGCCAGGAGAAUCAGGAGAUGGAGAGCCUUGAGCGGGACCAGCUCGUCAUCCCCGACGGGCAAGAGGAGGAGCGGGAUGCCGAUGAGGAAGGGAGAAACCAGCAAAAACUGGGAGCAGAGGAUGACUACAACAUGGAUGAAAAUGAGGCAGAAUCUGAAACAGACAAGCAGGCAGCCCUUGCGGGGAAUGACAGAAACGGAAAUGUUCUUAACGCUGAAAAUCAGAAAGGAGGCACAAUAAAUUUACUAGAACGGCGAGAAAAGAGGAAUCACACACUCUGAAUCAAACUGGAAUC